This is a messenger RNA of Cetraspora pellucida, 2223 nucleotides long. NCBI's taxonomy places the organism in Eukaryota, Fungi, Glomeromycota, Glomeromycetes, Diversisporales, Gigasporaceae. The record is from the annotation of a GenBank genome assembly.
AUGGACAAAGUCAUACUUGACGAAAGAUUAAAAGAAAUCUCAAAAUAUAAUAUGAAAAUUUAUAAUUGGUCUAAAACUGCAUAUUGUACUCCAGAAUUAUAUUUUGAACCGGAAUUUGAAAAUGAUAUCGUAAAGAUAAUUGAACUUGCCAAGCGAAACAAUAAAAAUGUUAGAGCGAUUGGUAUGGCUCAUUCACCUUCAGAUCUACCAUUUUCUGAUGAGUAUUUAAUUAGUAUGAAUAAAUUAAAUAGAGUCAUUGAGGUUGAUCCGGAAGCAAUGACUAUAACUGUAGAAGCUGGAAUGAAAAUAUCACAAUUAAAUGAAGAACUUGUAAAGCAUGGGUUGGCAUUGAGUAAUUUAUUGUCUAUAUCUGACUUAACUAUUGCUGGUAUGAUUUCUACUGCGAGUCAUGGAACUGGGAUUAACUUUGGAUGCCUUAGCACACAGAUUAAAUCUUUAACAUUGCUUACUGAUUCUUGUGGUAAAAUGUAUUGUUCGGAAACCAUGAAUUCUGAUGUUUUCAAGGCCGCUUUAUGCAGUUUAGGUGCAUUGGGAAUCAUUACACAAGUUACAAUUCAAUGUGAAAAUGCGUUCCUCCUUGAAGCAAAUCAAACUCCGGCAAAAUUAAAUUACGUUCUAGAUAAUUUAGAUGUUAUUGUUCAUUCGGCUGAACAUGUAAAGCUUUGGUGGUUUCCACAUACUGAUGAUUGCAUUAUUUGGAAAGCAAAUCGUACAAACAAAAAUUCAUCUCCACAAAAAAUAUCUUACAUUCGUGAUAUCUUGUUCGGAUUUUAUCUUCAUCAAUUGUUCCUUUAUUUUUCUCGUUUCCAAUCCUCAAUAGUUCCAAAAAUUAAUCAAUUAAUAUUCUCUCUUACUUUCUCAAAACCCAUUCAUGCUAUUGAUGAUUCUUAUAAAAUUUUCACUUUCGAUUGUUUAUUUCCUCAAUAUGUAAAUGAGUGGGCAAUACCAAUAGAGAAUUCGAUUUAUGCUAUAAGGGAUUUGAAACGAUGGAUAGAAACGACUGGAACAAAAGCUCAUCUUCCCGUUGAAAUUAGAUUUGUUGAUCAAGAUGAUAUUUGGUUAAGUCCAUCUUAUGGUAGAAAAGUUUGUUAUAUUGGAAUUAUCAUAUAUAGGCCAUAUUAUCAAUCUUUACCUUAUAAAAAGUAUUGGGCUGGAUAUGAAAGUAUAAUGAGAUCUUAUGAAGGACGACCUCAUUGGGCAAAGAAAAGUACGAUGUUCAAACAUGAACUUGAAAAGGCAUAUCCAAAAUUACAAUCUUUUAUAAAACUUCAAAAACAGUUAGAUCCCACUGGAUUAUUCUUAAAUCCUUAUUUAAAGAGGCAUUUUUUUGGAGAGAACGUUGAUUUAAAAAAUCUUCAAUCAAAACUAGCUAACGAGACUGAAUUAGGUGACGAUGAAAAAUUAAGGAUUAUGCGUCAAACACUAGAUGAUCCUGCUUUGUUUUUAUCAAAGUGGGGAAGAUUUCUCGAAAAAGAGCAAUUGAUGUUUUUUGAUAGACUCAGAGAUGAUUAUGAAGUAAAUUGGCAUUUAAAUAACCUUCAAUCAAGAACUUCGUCUUCUUCAACAUUAGCUGCAUCUCGUAAUAUUAAUCCGACAGCUCGUCACAAUAAACAAAUUUUAAACAGAAGAUAUAGAUACUUAAUCACUAAACUUGAUGAUACUUCAUACUUUAGUGAUGAAGCAAUGGAACAAAGAGAACCAUUAUUAUAUCAAGAUUAUGUGGGACAAUAUACUUCACAAGAAGAGAAAUAUCCACCUUUUGCUGAUGAUGUUGAUUUAGUUGAUCGGAUUUUGUAUGAUAUUGAUAUUGAUAAUCUGUCAGUGCAAAAUGGAAAUUAUGUAAAUACCGGGAAUGGUCAAUCCAGUACAACAAUAAUAGAUAGUUCACCAAGAAAUGGUUCUAUUAGCAUUAAUGCAGCCAAUGAUGUAGAAGAAGAAGUGCAACAAAAUUCCACUGUAGCAUCUAUGGACCAACGCAUACAAAUAUCAGAUGAGGAAAGAGAACAGUUGAGAGCCGAUCUUGUUGAUAUUAUGAGAGAAAGGUUUUUUGGUGGAAACGACCCAGAUUUCGAUUAUGACGCAGUGGAUUUUAAUGAAGAGUACGAUGACAUUAAUGUUGAAGAACAAGAAAUCCAUGAUAAAUAUUUUGAUAACGAAGAUCCAGAUGUUCUGGAUAGUGGAACCGGCAUUUUGGAUUAUUGA